Messenger RNA from Cottoperca gobio, 923 nucleotides. RefSeq lists its product as uncharacterized. Lineage: Eukaryota; Metazoa; Chordata; Actinopteri; Perciformes; Bovichtidae. The record is from RefSeq and is a predicted model, not a curated record.
UAUUUAGACACUCUGGAAUCAAUGCUUUUACUUCAGAACAACAUGUGACUUCUUUCACAUCCGGCCGUCGUUACUUUAGUAGGAAGUGAAAAUGUGUGCUGUGUAAAAGGCGUGUUGUCAGACAGCAGCUUGUGUGCAGCAGGGGCUGAUGGGAGGUGUGAGCAGCCGUCACAAACACGUCGUCUCAUCUCACAGCUCGUCCUUGUUUGGCCUCAGCUUCUCCGCAGGUUCACCAGGAGACACCGCGGCACAAAAUGCUUUUCCUCCCAGCUGCUGCUCUGUGCUGUCUGUGUUCAGAUGAGCAGGUAGUGAAGCCCGUGGUGAGCGUGUACCCAGCAGCAUCCAGAGCCCACCUGGAGGGGAAGAGCUCCCUGCUGUGUCUGGCCUCAGCCAUGUUCCCUCCUCUGGUCCAGUUCUCCUGGAGAAGACGAAAGGAGGACGGUCCUCUGGAGGAACUGCCCCCUGCUGAGGGAGAGCAGCUGGAGCUUAGAGAGUCGGGACGCACCGCCGGCAUCCUGCUGAUCCACCAGCAAGAGAACAGCACAUAUAAAUACCGCUGCUACGUCCGGCACGAGGGGGGCACAGUGGAGGCCCAAGCAGAACAAGAGGUUCCAGCUCCAGCAGCCUCCUGGCCUCCAGAGAGAGAGCCAGCAGACCUGCCAGCACUGCAGCAAGCUGACUGUAAGAUCACCUGCUGCCUCUCCUUCAAUGCCAAUGUUUCCUUUCUCAGUGCAGCUUUCAUUUUCAACGUCCACCUUGAGAGUCACUGUCCUGGCUCCAGACCCAGGAAGCAGCCCAGUCGGCUGGAAGAAAUGUCACAUUCAAUGGACCAUCCCAUGAGCUCUGGUCUUCUGGUUUGGGAGGAACCAUGUGAGAGCUGCAGGGAGACGCUGUUGUCCGCUCCCAACCUCCUGCUGACGUGA